Molecule: messenger RNA, 791 nt
Organism: Daphnia magna
Lineage: Eukaryota; Metazoa; Arthropoda; Branchiopoda; Diplostraca; Daphniidae
Gene: Vps29
Product: vacuolar protein sorting-associated protein 29
Exons: 6
Coding region: 158-709 (183 amino acids)
Biological process (GO): intracellular protein transport; retrograde transport, endosome to Golgi
Cellular component (GO): endosome; retromer complex
Source: RefSeq, a predicted model, not a curated record
UCGGAAAUACCAACUCUGCCAAUCGCCCAAUGCCCCAAUCCAGUUAUCCACCCCUCUGGUGCCCGUGGGCGCCGCCUCUAUGAAAUUUGUAGCAUGACAAUAGUAAAGGCCAACUAUAUGAACUGUCAUAACACAAAAUAUCGACAGUAAACUGGAAAUGUUGGUUCUGGUUUUAGGUGAUCUCCAUAUUCCAAAUAGGUGCAAUGCGUUGCCAGCAAAGUUUAAAAAACUUCUUGUUCCUGGUCGCAUCCACCAUAUCCUCUGCACUGGAAACUUGUGUUCCAAAGAAACUCUGGAUUACUUAAAAACUCUUGCUAGUGAUGUGCAUAUUGUUCGCGGUGACUUUGACAAGAUCUCUAGUACAUAUCCUGAGCAGAAAGUUGUUACAGUUGGCCAGUUCAAAAUUGGGCUGGUACAUGGCCAUCAGAUAGUACCUUGGGGUGAUCCGGAGUCACUGGCAUCACUUCAGAGACAACUUGGGGUUGACAUUUUGAUUACAGGACAUACUCAUAAAUUUGAAGCUUAUGAGCAUGACGGAAAAUUCUUUAUCAAUCCAGGCUCAGCAACUGGUGCAUAUAAUCCCAUUAACAAGUUUGUCAUUCCUUCCUUCGUUUUGAUGGAUAUUCAAAGUUCUACGGUUGUAACAUAUGUCUACCAGUUAGUAGACGACGAAGUUAAGGUAGAGCGAAUCGAAUACAAGAAAAACUAAAAUGUGUAAACAAAAAAAUUCUCGUACGUCGUGUAUUUUGCAUGAAGGGCAUUUAUUACAGUAAUACAAACAAUAAAACAAA